AUGUCCUUCCUGCUGGUCAUUCAUUGCUCGCUGCAGAACCGUUCUAUGGAAGGCCAUUUUGUGUUGAUGAAGGCCGGUUACCGCGUCUGUUCGUACGGAACAGGGUCGGCUGUGCGGCUACCAGGCCCAUCAAUAGACAAGCCCAACAUAUACCCUUUCGGUACCCCGUAUAAUGCAAUUUACGAGGAAUUGCAAGCCAAAGAUGCCCGAUUAUACACCGCGAAUGGCUUGCUCCAGAUGCUUGAUCGCAAUCGCAAUGUCAAGUUAGCACCUGAGCGCUGGCAGGAGGGAAGAACCAUGGCCGACGUGGUGAUCACUUGCGAGGAGCGGUGCUUUGAUGCUGUCUGCGACGAUCUAUUGACGAGAGGUGGGGACUACAAUCGCCCCGUACAUGUUAUCAACAUCGAAAUCACGGACAACCACGAGGAAGCCCUGAAAGCAGGGAAGAUCAUGUUGGAGCUAGCUGCUGCCAUUGAGGCCAGCGCGGACCUUGAUGAGGACAUGGAAAAGAUCGUGCAACGAUCUCGGGAGAAGCAUCCACAUAACUUCAUACAUGUUGUAGCGUACUAUUGA
Messenger RNA from Schizophyllum commune H4-8, 573 nucleotides. Its product is annotated as Ssu72-like protein. Bases 1 to 573 code for a protein of 190 amino acids. NCBI's taxonomy places the organism in Eukaryota, Fungi, Basidiomycota, Agaricomycetes, Agaricales, Schizophyllaceae. The record is from RefSeq and is a predicted model, not a curated record. Gene Ontology annotation, molecular function: RNA polymerase II CTD heptapeptide repeat phosphatase activity. Gene Ontology annotation, biological process: termination of RNA polymerase II transcription. Gene Ontology annotation, cellular component: nucleus; mRNA cleavage and polyadenylation specificity factor complex. The transcript has 5 exons.